This is a messenger RNA of Radiomyces spectabilis, 2226 nucleotides long. RefSeq names its product component of IIS longevity pathway SMK-1-domain-containing protein. The record is from RefSeq and is a predicted model, not a curated record. NCBI's taxonomy places the organism in Eukaryota, Fungi, Mucoromycota, Mucoromycetes, Mucorales, Radiomycetaceae. Gene Ontology annotation, cellular component: protein phosphatase 4 complex; nucleoplasm. The transcript has 13 exons. Gene Ontology annotation, biological process: protein dephosphorylation; DNA damage response. The coding region runs from base 90 to 2168 and encodes 692 amino acids. Gene Ontology annotation, molecular function: protein phosphatase activator activity.
UUUUUUUUUACACACAUAAAAUAGGCUUCUCACCCACCUAAGUUUAAUCUGUCGACUCAUUCCGGUCUUUUCUGUGCAUUUCAGUGGUCAUGGCAGAAGAAAAGAACGUUGCAGAUUCAUCACCUAUUCGUGUCAAGGUGUAUUACCUGAGCGAUGCGAAUACCUGGGACACUCGUGGCACCGGUCAUUGUACCUAUCUUCCGGGUGAGGGCGGAGAGGCGGACGAGAUUAUCGUAGACUCUGAUGAAGAAGAAAACGUCGUGUUACUCAAGUCCAAGAUAAUGAAGGAGUAUCUGUUUACUAGACCUCAGGACACGCUCAUCGUUUGGUCGCAAGAAGUCGAUUCCGAAUACGCUUUAUCCUUUUUGAACGUCGAAAGUUGCGAUAAAAUUUGGUCGCGCAUAUGUGCUCAUGUGAAUCCCAAUGCGGGUGACAACGACGGUGAUUUGGGCAAACCCUCGGAAAUGGUGGGACUUGGAUUAGACGACGAGAGCAGCGAUAUGUCACAACCUUAUCAGGAUUCGAUGGAUGCUCUCAUUCUGCCUCCGCCCAAAGCUUCGAAUUUAUCUACCAUUCUUAAAAUCCUAAAGGACGCAAGAACUAUUACUGAAAAAGACCAGUUGGCGACCUUUAUCGUGGUUGAAAAUUACACAGAGAAACUAUCACGAAAGUUUGAACUAUUCGAGCAGCAUCAUAACAUCAAGGGAUUGCAUUCUUUAUAUACCAUUAUGAGAGGAAUCAUAUCAUUAAAUGACAACACGAUCAUCGAGAAUCUGGUCCGCGACGAAAACGUGCUUGGUGCUAUGGGAAUUCUGGAAUAUGAUCCGAGCACACCCAACAUGAAAGCCAAACAUCGCCAAUUUAUCACAAAAAACAAUGACACAGAAAUGGUGGUUCCAGUCGACGAUUCCAUGAUUUUAACAAAGAUUCAUCUUUCCGCUCGGCUGCAAUAUCUAAAAGAUGUGGUUCUUGCCAAUUAUCUGGAUGAAGCGCUCACCGCGAUCCUGCAUUCUCUCAUAUUUUUCAACAAUGUCGAUAUCGUCAACUAUUUCCAAAACAAUGGCGAAUACCUCACCGAAUUGUUCGGUAUCCUGAAGGAUGACACGUCCUCCGUGGAGAAGAAACGCGAAGUCGUGCGAUUUUUAUAUCAGCUGUGUUCUCUGGGGAAAUCGCUGCAAGCGCAGUCGCGUGCAGAGAUGUAUAGAACGCUUGUAAAGUAUGAUCUCUUGGAUGCCAUCGUCUUUGGAAUGAAGGAUGAAGAAGGGAACAUGCGUUCGCGAUGCGUAGAUAUAUUGCUGUCCAUGGUGGAAGUGGAUGCUUCGUUGAUCCGGACGCAUAUCAUGCAAGAGGCUACCGACGAGGGACGUUCCGACCGUUUACUGGAUACGGUGAUGCAUUACUUUGUGACGGACAAGGAGCACUUCCACAAAUCUGAAUAUGCGGAGAUGCUUAAAUUAUUACUGGAUUCGAACUCUGGAUCCAUGAUCGGUGCUACCGCCAUGGCAAUUAAGGCAUUACGCGAAGAUAAUUCGGAAAUAGAGGAUUUUUUGAUUUUAUUUUACGACAAUUACGCUCAUUCCCUGUUAAAGCCCUUGCAAGCCCUAGACACAAAAGUAAUCAAUUUAAACGGCCCUGUAGAAGCACUGGUAUUGCCACCUGAACAAACUUCGCUUUGUUUACAAAUUUGCGAAUUACUUUGUUUCGCGGUGCGCAAUCACGGUUUUCGCAGCAAAUACUUAAUCUUAUCCACCAAUUGUCUGUCAAAAAUAAUACAACUGUAUCGAUGUCGGGAAACCCAUAUGAAACUAGCUGCUCUUCGUCUGGUACGAACCUGCGUAGGAACAAUGGAUGACUUUUAUAUUCGAUUCAUGAUCAAGAACAACCUCUUUGAACCUACCAUACGCGUUUUACUCGACACCGACGGUCAGAACAACCUUUUGAAUUCCGCCUGUCUGGAACUGUUCGAAUUUAUUCGAAAAGAAAAUGUCAAGACGCUAGUGGAUCACUUAAUAACCAAAUACGGCUCUGUCCUGGAUACGACAACUUACAUCUCGACAUGUUCUCAACUGAGACUAAGAUAUGAACAAAACAAGGACACAGCAGAAAAGAACACACCGAACCAAGAAGAUGGAAGUUCCAGGUUUGUAUUCCAGCUGUCCAGUGUCUGAUACGGAUGCUAAACGUAUUUUUUAGUGCUGAACCACAAGCACCCGAUCAACGAAGCAC